This is a messenger RNA of Momordica charantia (bitter melon), 1778 nucleotides long. Its product is annotated as PTI1-like tyrosine-protein kinase At3g15890. The record is from RefSeq and is a predicted model, not a curated record. Gene Ontology annotation, molecular function: protein kinase activity; ATP binding. Lineage: Eukaryota; Viridiplantae; Streptophyta; Magnoliopsida; Cucurbitales; Cucurbitaceae. Gene Ontology annotation, biological process: protein phosphorylation.
GUCAGCCAUGGAGGCGUGAAGAAGACUACAGGCCCUCUCUCUCUCUCUCUCUCUCUCUCUACAAAACGCAUUGCCUCGGUCUGACCCCAAACCCCAACAUUCGGCGAAACUCUCAUUCAACUUUUUGCCAGCGAAAUCAAAACGCAAACCCAUUUCUUUCCCCUUUUCAAAUGUUUGUUUCUUCCCUCAAAGCCUUUACGCUUCGCAUCUCUCUCUUUCCUCAUCUUCUCCCUUCUGUAACUCGCCCCAAGGCACCCCAAAUUCCCAACGAACAGUUGACACUCUGAGUUUCAGCAGAUAGACAAAGAAGAAGAUAAGUUUGAGGAAGUGGGUCUUAUUUGGCGCGGUUUUGAUGGCCUUUCGCCCGAUGUUUUGCUGUGGAAUUGGUUCCGAUCGGAAAGAAAGAGGGAAGAAACAGCAAACGUGGAGGGUCUUCUCGUUGAAGGAAUUACACUCUGCCACAAACAAUUUUAAUUAUGAUAACAAGCUUGGAGAAGGAGGAUUUGGUAGUGUUUAUUGGGGUCAGCUGUGGGAUGGAUCACAAAUUGCAGUUAAGAGGUUGAAGGUUUGGAGCAACAAAGCGGAUAUGGAAUUUUCCGUGGAAGUUGAGAUACUGGCCCGAGUUAGGCACAAGAAUCUAUUGAGUUUACGUGGUUACUGUGCCGAAGGGCAGGAGCGUUUGAUCGUGUAUGACUACAUGCCCAAUCUAAGUCUACUCUCUCAUCUACAUGGACAUCACUCGGCAGAAAGUCUUCUCGAUUGGAAACGCCGAAUGAAAAUCGUUAUUGGGUCUGCCGAGGGAAUUGCCUAUCUGCACCACCAAGCAACUCCACAUAUCAUUCAUCGAGACAUCAAAGCUAGUAACGUUUUGCUCGAUCCAGAUUUUCAAGCUCGUGUAGCCGACUUCGGGUUCGCGAAACUCAUCCCCGAUGGUGCAACACAUGUAACUACAAGAGUCAAGGGCACACUUGGAUACCUCGCUCCGGAAUAUGCCAUGCUAGGGAAGGCAUCAGAGAGUUGUGACGUAUACAGCUUUGGCAUUCUCCUGCUCGAGCUGGCCACCGGCAAGAAACCCCUCGAGAAAUUAAGCGCAACAAUGAAACGCACAAUCACGGACUGGGCAUUGCCAAUGGUAGUGGAGAAGAAGUUUGAUGAACUUGCAGACCCAAAGCUAAAUGGAGACUACAAUGCAGGAGAGCUAAAGAGAGUCAUCCUUGUCGCACUCAUCUGUGCCCAUUCACGACCCGAGAAACGACCCACAAUGCUCGAGGUGGUGGAGCUGCUGAAAGGAGAAUCAAAAGAGAAGGUAGCCAAGUUAGAAGACGAUGAGAUGUUCAAGAGCCAUCAGGUAGGUGCUCAAGCUAAAGAAACAGCAGCUGGUGAAGAUAGCUCAGACUUCAUUUCAGAAGAAAAGGAUUCAACACAAAACCCACAUGACAGCAGCUUAUCAGUCUACUAGCAUAGAAAGAAGUUUCAGACAGCUCUGUUUUUUUUUUUCUUUUUUUUUGGGGAGUCCAAGGUUAGCUCUGGCUGUCCUUUACAAAAGCAUGCCAGGGGCAGGUGGUAGUAAUUUGGCUAUUGAUUCUCAAGCAUUGUUUUUUAUGAGUGCAGCUGAGAGAUUGUAUGAUUUGUGGUUGCCCUUUUAGACUUUUUUUAUUAUUAUUAUUUUUUUGGGUUCAAAUUUAUGUUUGAAUAUAUAUUGUAAGUGACAUCAAAACAAACUGUAUUCAACCUGGUGGUUCUCUCUAUAUGCAUGUAUAGACUUCUUUUUGUUUCCA